Messenger RNA from Oppia nitens, 864 nucleotides. RefSeq lists its product as uncharacterized. The transcript has 2 exons. Lineage: Eukaryota; Metazoa; Arthropoda; Arachnida; Sarcoptiformes; Oppiidae. Gene Ontology annotation, biological process: mitochondrial electron transport, NADH to ubiquinone. The record is from RefSeq and is a predicted model, not a curated record. Bases 101 to 781 code for a protein of 226 amino acids.
UUGUUGUCGUCUCAGGAUAUUGUAAAAAAAUUUUAACUGUUAUAACUUAUAACCAAAGCGUUAAUAAUAUUUAAUAAAAUAAAUAAACAAAUCAUAAGAAAUGGUUUUUUUGACCUCAAAGUUAUGGUCAUCUCAUGGAUCUCACGGUUCGGGUGACCACAAGCCAGACAACAGUGAAGGAGAACUGAAGAAGAUAUACGCGAAGGCAUCGACGCAAAGCUUUGCCGAAAACCCGAGAUAUCCGAUGCAUCCGACCAGUGGUGUAAUGCCGAUGUCUAUCGUCGGAAGAUUCAAACACGAAAGGGAAAGACUCGGACCUGACUUCGACAAUGUUCAGAGAGAGUGGAGGAUAAAGACAAUUCACGACAGACAUCUGCAUCCAUCGGAACCGUUUGAAGUGAAACAACUCUAUAAUGAAUACCACAAUCCGAUUCGUCGUUUCUAUCGCUGGCCUUUGGAUCAGUUUGAAGAUUGGUUGAGAAGAUCGGGAAUAUUUGAAAAGUUUAUUCCCGGAGAGAACCAGAAUUGGCCGAAGAUUACUCGUCAGUUAAUGGGCGGCGGAUUUCUCAUAUAUCUGUCUGUAUUAGGUGUUUGGUAUUACAUGAAAUACAAUCGUGAGCAUUGGGAAAAGUAUCGGGGUCCUCAGAUCAGCUUCUAUAGGGAAACCAUAUUUCCCGGUGACCCACGAUUUCCAGCUAAAGAUAUCCGAACCGAGUCGUGGCAACACUACGACAAAGGUUUCCAUAACAGGAAGGUAUUCCUCAACAAUGAUCAACAAUGAGUUAAUAAUUGUUUUAAUUAUUAACCAAAUUGUGCUUAUUAUAGAUGUUAUAAAUUAGGAUUGUCUUACACUUUAUUAUCUAG